UUUCUUGGCCGCGUCUCAAAACGGAGCGUCGCAAAAGAAAAAGUGGAAAUGGAGCAAAAUGUGCUUACGGAAAGCGGAGUUGAUAUUGGGUCAUGGCUUUGUACUGCCGUGGAUGCCGAUACGCUUGAGCGGUUUGGUUUGAGGUGACUCGCCGCCGCCAUCGUUUGUUUUCUUUGAUGGAUCGACUUUAAAUUGGGAUGAACGUCUCGUCCUCCCCCCUCCGUCGUCCUUGUCCACCAUUUGUUCAACUCAUAUUUUUACAGAGCAUUUUAUCAUGUCGCUAUAUCCAAGUUGCACGUCUCCAGCGUUUACCACGACGGCCCCUAAUCUCCCUCCACACAUGGAUGCCCGCUCAAAGCGAAAGUGUAGUGAAUUCUUUGGAGAAGACGUCCUCCCUUUCAACAUGGGUAAAGGGUCGUCUCGGAAGCUAUGGGCAUACCUCGCUGGAGUGGGCGUAACAGGCAACAAGCGGGCUAGCUGGCCAACAGCUGGUUUACCUACAGAAGAGGUUGUCGAGGUUCCUAGAAGUUCUACUCCCGUCCAACAUUCAGCAUCCGUUACUUGGUCUCCUCUAGUAAGGUCCUCCACCAGAAAGCUGGCAGACAUUAUGGGCGAAUCGUGUCCACUCGAUGUGUGUGUUCGUGAUAUCGAGGAAGGAGGGUUGGAGGUUAUGCUCGAAAGCCGGUUACCCUUGAUUUAUUUCCUAUCUCACCUCCUUGCUGAACAUACCGCUGAAUCUUUGUUUUUUACACAUGACAUGAAAUCCUUUGCCCAAUCCUCCUUCCCUACUACCGCCUCCCUCCUCCAUCAUUCCCAAGACCUCUUCUCCACCUAUCUCGACGCUGCCAGCGUCCUUGAAAUCAACGUCUCCCAAUCCACCCGCCGAAUCGUCGCCACAAACAUUCGACACCGCAAAGGUAUCGCAGCCUUUGAUCAUGCCGUAGUGCAAGUCAAGAAGCUCUUGGAACAGGCUUGGACCCGAUUCAAAGAAUCGAGAACCUGGUCUACGAUGAAGGCCGAUUUGGGACAUUCUAGAAUCAUUACAAACGAGUCAGAAUACAAGGCAAAAGCGACCUUGUAUUCUGUUCUGGCUAAACAGUAUAAUCCUGCUACAGUCGGAGAAGAUCCUGCGAGAGUGCUUUUAGUAAGGAAAAAGACAAAGGAAGUAGUCGCGAGUUUGGGUAUCGAGCUGGGCAUGGCUCUUUAGACGAGUUUUCCGCAGGCUCCAUUGUUUUUUAUAUAUAGAGGAACUUUUUUUGUGUGUAUCAUAUCAUUGUUUUCUACUGUUAACUUAUAUAGAUAGUUACAAGUGUAAAAUGUACAAUUUCCAUACAGUAUAUACUAGUAGUACGUUGA
Molecule: messenger RNA, 1356 nt
Organism: Spizellomyces punctatus DAOM BR117
Lineage: Eukaryota; Fungi; Chytridiomycota; Chytridiomycetes; Spizellomycetales; Spizellomycetaceae
Exons: 3
Coding region: 275-1207 (310 amino acids)
Source: RefSeq, a predicted model, not a curated record